Molecule: messenger RNA, 729 nt
Organism: Chaetomium strumarium
Lineage: Eukaryota; Fungi; Ascomycota; Sordariomycetes; Sordariales; Chaetomiaceae
Exons: 2
Coding region: 90-581 (163 amino acids)
Source: RefSeq, a predicted model, not a curated record
GAGUCACUGACGGGUUACUCGUGCUAAUCACUGCUUACCCCUCUGAACUAACUAAGGUACUGUUGCUCUAUCCAGUCAGCCGAAGCACAAUGAAGACUCGCACCCUCGCCGUCCUCUGCUCGGUCCUCGUCGCCGCUACGGCUCAUCAGGGCGCAAUCAGCGAUCCCGUGGCGUGGUACGACCCGGUCCGCAACGCAACCUGCACCAGCACCCCCGGCGACCGGCGCAUCGCUUGCCAGGCAGGGCAGGUCGAGGGCCUGUUGGUGCCCCCUGCUUCCAGCACUCCCCCCGUCGAUGCCGCUAGGGCGUCGCACGUGGAGACGACGAACGCUAUCGACACGCGUGGAACAAACACCCAGGACGACGGUGACGACGAUGACGGGCCCGGGAUGUGCACAGGUGAGGGACGCACAAAGAACCUAGGCUGCUUCCUCCACUGCUUUGCGCAGGGGUUCUGCACCGCACUGUGUGACGGGGAGAAGGGUGCUUGCUCGUGCAGCUGUCCGGAUGCUCCGGAGGGCGGUGUGCCGUGCUCGGGCUUGGAGGCACGCAAGGCAGUUGCUAGCCAUCUGAUAUUCUAAUUCAAUGGGGGGAGGAGAGGGGUGGUGUUGUUUGAAUUACGAUACGCUCGUGGUGCAUGGCGGAGGUGAAGACGCUCGUGGGGUUGGGAGGUGGCGGGGAAAGGGAGUGACGUUUGAAAGGAGGUCGAUAUAGUAUGCUCGUCAGGGC